CGACGCCUUAGUCCUACAGAAAUAACGUUUUUCGUAUUUUUGUGAAAGUAAAUGGAAAUUCUGCUUAAAUUAACAAUAAUAAACGGAAGAUUUAAGAUAUUUUUGAAAGAUAUUACGAGUGGAUUGAAUUGUUAAUAAUUAAUAACAAAAAAGCCUAAUAUAAAUGCAUCAAGGGAAUUUAUUGGGUUGUAAUUGGGCGAGAGGUGGAGUCGCCGGGUCCGGAGUGGUUAGGCGAGCUCACCCUGCAUCUGGGGCCCAAUGGAAUGUGCAAGUUGUUCGUGGAAAAGUAAAUGGCAAGUGUCUCUGGAAUGCCUGUAAGGCGUUAAGCGUCGGCCUUCUACUUAUGAUCCUUGGUGGUGCUAUGGCAACUAUAGGCUAUUACGCCGACCAUUUGUCGAUUGCACAAGAGAUUCGAGGUAACCAUACGAUUAAAAUAAAAAACGAAUCUAGGGGAUUCCAUUUGAAUAAUUUAUCGUAUGCUGGUCCUAUCGUCAUGGGAGUUGGAGGAUUUAUAGUCGUGGCUGCAUGUGUUAUGACAUUUGAAGCUAGAGAUUCUGCUGGAAAAGUGGUACCCGCACGUCUGAAAACUGGAAGUGGAAUACAGUGUACAGUACACAGGCAGGGCGAACAACACUCAACUCUUGGAUCACUCAGAACACAGGUCGGGGUGCUAUCGGGAGUUGCUCCGAUUCCAAUUAAAAUUUCCGCCGACAGACACGCCGUUACACAAUCAUUCAUGCAGUUUUCCAAAGGCCUUGUUAUCGAAGGCUGGAAACAAAACGAUUUGCUAAAGGUCUCGCAGAAUUCUAUUAGUAAAAGCCCAUCUGCGCCGGACCUCAUAGAUCCACACAUAAACGAGAAAAAAUCGCCACCGCCGCACCCACAUAGGGAACGUAGAAAGGCUUAUCGGGGCCACAGGAUAAUCGGAACUGGGUGCAACGUCUUGAACCCAAGUCUCUUACACAGGCAUGCCCUUUCCGUGGAUGAAACUACUCAUACUUACCGUUUAAGCCAUGAAUCGCUGCAAGGGACUGGAAGUCAAUGCUCGAUGGCUCUAGACUUGCAUCUGGAAUGUCCAGUAACUUUAAGAAUUCGAGACCGUAGAAGAAAUCCAUUAAUGCGACAGGGCCGGGUAGAUGAAGAUGAAAAACAUCUUGUCGAAGCUCAUCGAUCUACUUCACCGAGAUUACAAAAGCAACACUACAAAACGGUCACGUCCACUUCCCCAACGUUCUGUCCGGAUCGUAGAAGUUCGAAUACAUCUGAUUGCACACACAGGGCAAGAACCAAGAAGAGAGAAUGCCCACAUUCCAGAGGACGACUCGAACGAGCCAUUAGUUCAGAUUCCCGUUUGAUCGGGACUAGAUGUUUCCAUCAUACGCCGCGACAAAAUUCGACGGAGGUGCCGGGAGUGUCCAGCUCAGACACCGAUAUUGCCCAUACGAAACUAAAAUACUUUUUGACUACAAAUAAAUAAAUCGUCUGCAGAUAGCA
This is a messenger RNA of Nicrophorus vespilloides, 1494 nucleotides long. RefSeq lists its product as uncharacterized. The transcript is spliced from 7 exons. NCBI's taxonomy places the organism in Eukaryota, Metazoa, Arthropoda, Insecta, Coleoptera, Silphidae. The coding region runs from base 164 to 1477 and encodes 437 amino acids. The record is from RefSeq and is a predicted model, not a curated record.